Messenger RNA from Setaria italica (foxtail millet), 1108 nucleotides. RefSeq lists its product as uncharacterized. The record is from RefSeq and is a predicted model, not a curated record. Bases 238 to 858 code for a protein of 206 amino acids. The transcript is spliced from 3 exons. NCBI's taxonomy places the organism in Eukaryota, Viridiplantae, Streptophyta, Magnoliopsida, Poales, Poaceae.
AAGCGACGGCGGCCGGUGGCAGAGCCAGCCGCGGGAUAAACGCGAACUCGUCGCGAGAAAAAUUCGGUGGAAAAUCCCUCUCCACCCCCCGGUCGGACCGAACCGCCAGAUUAUCUCCCUCGUUGCUUUGCUUGCAGUUGCCGUCGCCGCUGCAGCGACCGGAGGAAGAAGGGCCAGGGGAGGAGGAGAAGAGUCGGUGGUUGAUUGGUGGAGUGAAGAGGAGAGGUGGGUGGGGAGAUGGAGCGGAAGGUGGUGGCGGUGUGCGCGGUGGUCGGGUUCCUCGGCGUCCUCUCGGCGGCGCUCGGCUUCGCGGCGGAGGCCACCCGCGUCAAGGUUUCAGAUGUUCAAACAACUACUCCUGGUGAAUGCAUAUACCCAAGAAGCCCAGCCUUAGCGCUGGGGUUAAUAUCUGCCGUCUGUCUUAUGCUUGCGCAGUCUACUAUAAAUACGGUUGCUGGUUGCAUCUGUUGUAAGAGGCAUCCUGUUCCAUCAGACACUAACUGGAGUGUAGCUCUGAUCUCAUUUAUCAUAUCAUGGUGCACUUUCAUAAUCGCAUUCCUUCUCCUGCUGACUGGAGCUGCACUGAAUGAUCAGAGAGGUGCAGAGAACAUGUACUUUGGGAGCUUCUGCUACGUGGUGAAGCCAGGGGUCUUCUCCGGUGGAGCAGUGCUAUCUCUUGCCAGCGUGGCACUUGCGAUAGUUUACUAUGUCGCUCUGACAUCAUCAAAAAGUCCUCCGCCGACAUUAGCAACCCCUCAGAACCAAGGCAUCGCAAUGGGCCAACCUGUGAUCCCGCAGCAGAGCAGCGAGCCCGUGUUUGUCCAUGAGGACACUUACAAUCGGCAACAGUUCCCGUGACAUUGAUCUUCGUUUGUUCUGAUGGUCACUCUGAUUGGUGACCUUAUGGUUUUAUGCUGGGUCUGUAUAGGGUUGCAGGUUAGAACAAUAGCAGUCAGAAUUGUUGUUAGCUAGAUUAAGGGUUUUCUUGCCCUUGCUUAUCGAGCACUGUUCCGCGGCAUGCCUGUUUCAUCGCUACGGAUGUUUGAUUUUGAAUGAACUGGGUAAAUGUUGAACGAGCUUGUUUGCAAAUGUGGGAGGUUCUACAUGA